This is a messenger RNA of Ceratosolen solmsi marchali, 1053 nucleotides long. RefSeq names its product chymotrypsin-1-like. Lineage: Eukaryota; Metazoa; Arthropoda; Insecta; Hymenoptera; Agaonidae. The transcript has 4 exons. Bases 253 to 987 code for a protein of 244 amino acids. Gene Ontology annotation, biological process: proteolysis. Gene Ontology annotation, molecular function: serine-type endopeptidase activity. The record is from RefSeq and is a predicted model, not a curated record.
GCAGCACUUAGUCAAAUUCUUUAAAAACAUAGGCAAGGUUUUUCUAAUUUCGUGAUAAAACCAUUUCGAUUAAUACCAAUAAUACACGAUUAACCCAAUAUAUUCGCAGUCAACUAUCAUUUCUGCUAUUAAAAUUUAUUCGAAUAUCUAUAUUCAAUCUAAUAAUACAACUGUAAAUUAGAUUACAGCCAAUAUUAGAGCUAAUAAUUGAGAUAGCUAAUAUUACAUUAAUUAUUUAAUCGUACAGACACAAUGUUUAAUACAUCAGGCGCUUUAGCAAGAAAUGUGCGAAUUAUUGGCGGUCAUUCUGCAAGUGUGCGCACAUAUCCAUUUAUGGCCUUCUUCAAAUGUAUUAACGAUGAUAAAAUCUUUUGUGGUGGAUCGAUAAUCAGUAACAAGCACAUCCUUACAGCUGCCCAAUGUGUUAAUGUUGGAAUGGAUUAUUAUAGCCAGAUUAAAGUUUAUACAGGAAUGGUAUCGGAGUUGUUCCCAGGAAAUGUUCAUGAUAUCGACCAUGUUUUCACACAUCCCGGAUUCACGGCUGAGCGCACUCCUGAUAAAGUUUUUACACAUGAUAUUGCUGUUGUCAAGCUGAAAGGACUUAUUGAAUUAAAUGAAAUUCAAAACGUCAUAGAGCUUCCAGCACGAGACGUUGCCGACAAUGAUAAAGGUUUUAUUUUGGGCUGGGGAACUAUAUCACAUCCAUUUCAUUCGUUUCCUACCCAAAUGCAAAAAGCCAAAAUGACUGUAAUUGCACAAGAGGAAUGUGCUAGUUUUUUAAAAUUUAAACUGCACGAUGCUCAAUUUUGCGCAGAUAAUCGACAAGGAAUUGGUCCAUGUAUGGGUGAUAGCGGAGGUCCGUUAGUGAUUGAUGGAAAAAUUGCCGGAAUCAUUUCGGUUUCAGUUCCCUGUGCCCUAGGUGAACCGGAUAUAUUUAUCAGAACUCAUUAUUACAUCGAUUUUAUAAGACACAUGAUGAAUCAUUAAUUCUCUUCUUUAAUUAUAAUAUUCUAUUGUAUAUUAAAAUUUAUAGAACCAUUAAUAAAAAAAUAU